Phascolarctos cinereus (koala) is the source of this 2350-nucleotide messenger RNA. RefSeq names its product globoside alpha-1,3-N-acetylgalactosaminyltransferase 1 (FORS blood group) (gene GBGT1). Gene Ontology annotation, molecular function: globoside alpha-N-acetylgalactosaminyltransferase activity. Lineage: Eukaryota; Metazoa; Chordata; Mammalia; Diprotodontia; Phascolarctidae. Gene Ontology annotation, cellular component: membrane; Golgi apparatus; vesicle. Gene Ontology annotation, biological process: carbohydrate metabolic process. The record is from RefSeq and is a predicted model, not a curated record.
CCCUCCCCUUUCAGUUCUUAGCCUCAAAGAGAAAAAAAGCUGUUCCCCUCCAGCACAGAGAAAAGGGAAGCGCAGCAAGCCAGAACAACGGCGAAUUCGAGUUUGGAGUGAAAUUGACCAGGGCCUGCCGGAAAGCCACGCAGUGCCUGAUUACAGCAGCCUUGGGGGCUUAGGGCGGUGGCUCCGCUCAGGCGUGGUCUAGGCAGUAGAGAUCUUCCUCUGCAGCAGGACUUAUGUUCCCAGCCCCCGGAUUCUCAGAAACCUUAGUGAUUGUGACGCCAAGGACAUAGGGAGAGGAAGCCUAAUUGAGGUGCUGCUAAAACUGGCUGAGGCUAGAUUGCCGCCUGCGCCCUUCUCCGAAGAGACCACGAGAGUCCAUCUUGCCUGCCCACCACCUAGCCUGCUUGCCCACCUCCCAGCCAGCUUACCUGUCUGCCUCUCUCUCUGCUUUUCACUACUGCUUGCUGCCCUCCCCAGGCUUAGGGCAGGCUGUAGAAGACGGCGCGCCAGGCUCGACAACGCUGGAAUCAGCCUUCACAAUCCGCAGCAAUGCGUUGGAGAAGCAUGCUGCUGGCAGCCAUCACCCUCACCUUACUCAGCAUCUUCUUGGUCAUUUGGAUGUUAACCUGGAACUGGUCUGUCCAUUACCUCCCAUAUUACCUCCCCUGCCCAGAAGCCUUUUCUAUGAAGUUGCCAGCCACAGAAGAAAAGAAAUUUCGACCUUUUCCCCAAUUACUCUAUCCUCAGCCGAAGCUGUUAGAACAGCAACGAAAAGAUGUACUGACGCUUACACCAUGGCUGGCUCCAAUUGUCUCUGAAGGGACAUUCAACUCAGAGCUCCUGAAUAAUGCCUAUAAGCCGCUGAAUCUCACCAUUGGGGUCACAGCAUUUGCCGUGGGGAAAUACACAAGAUUUGUCAGUCGUUUUCUGGAAUCAGCUGAAGAAUUCUUCAUGCAAGGCUUUCUGGUGAACUAUUAUAUCUUCACUGAUGACCCAGAGGCAAUACCCCAUGUUCCCCUGGGACCUGGCCGAAACCUCUCAGUCAUCCCUAUCCAGGGCUUUUCCCACUGGGAGGAAAUUUCCAUGCAUAGGAUGGAAUCAAUCAACAAAUUCAUUGCCUCCAGGGGCCAUCGGGAGGUAGACUAUCUUUACUGUCUUGAUAUAGACAUGGUGUUCUGGAAUCCUUGGGGUGCAGAGACUUUAGGAGACCUGGUGGCUGCCAUCCACCCUGGCUACUUUACUGUUCCUCGGUGGCAGUUCCCUUAUGAACGGAGGCCCUUGUCCACGGCUUUUGUUGCUGAUGGUGAAGGAGACUUCUACUAUGGUGGGGCAGUCUUUGGUGGUCGAGUGGAAAGGGUGUAUGAGUUCACAGGGGGCUGCCACAUGGCCAUUCUGGCAGACAAGGCCAAUGGCAUCAUGGCAGCGUGGCAGGUGGAGAGCCACCUGAAUCGGCGCUUCAUUUCCCACAAGCCCUCCAAGGUCCUGUCCCCUGAGUACCUCUGGGAUGACAAGAAGCCCCAGCCACCCAGCCUGAAGCUGAUUCGCUUCUCUACACUGGACAAAGACUCCAUGAACCUGAAGGACUGAUGGGCACAGGCCAGGGAUCUUUGUUCUCGCCCAAGGCUAUUGGGAGACAGAGGUGACCAGAGCUUUCUGUGGUCACCGAGGACAUGGCGGUGAGAGACUAGGGACGGGGCUGGAAGUAAAGAAGCCAUGGAGUGAGUUUUUUAAAGGGCAGACAGGGCCCAUGUAAAGGAAAACCUGUGGCUUUAUACAUAGGCUGCUACCUUCAAGGUUUGUUCUCACCCAAAGCAUUCACAUCCAUCUUAGUGUCACAGUGUUUGAAAAUCCACCAUUAACACUUUUAACAUUUCAUUAAGCAAUCCCCAAGAAUGGCCAAGGGGAGUGAGAACACAUGUUAGUUCAUCAGACAAUUUCCUGCUGUUACAAAGGUCCCAGGCCAAGAGGAAGACACUGGUUACCUAGAAAGAAAGAGGAGUCCUGGACAAGGAGGAAGACUUUGAACUCAAACUUCACUAAGUUUGUAGUUUUGUUAUGAGCCGUUGUUUUGUAUAAAGCAGAGUGAGAGGAACAGAACUGAGGCUGAUUCAAACUCUAGGAAAAAAUGUAGUAACAAACAAACACAAAAUGAUGUGGGUUCUUGCCUGGCUUUGGUGCUUACUACUGUAGGCUGUGUGACCUAGAGCAAGUUAUGAUCUCUUGAUACCUCAGCCUACCCACUUGUAAAAUGUGGAGAAACGUUUCCCUGCUGACCUCACAGUGGUGUUGUGAGGGCUAAAUAUGAAUGUGAAAGUGCUUUGUGAACUGUAAAACACUAUGUACGUGUGAA